Messenger RNA from Anarrhichthys ocellatus (wolf-eel), 993 nucleotides. RefSeq names its product ras-related protein Rab-17-like. The transcript has 5 exons. Gene Ontology annotation, molecular function: GTP binding; GTPase activity. The coding region runs from base 159 to 842 and encodes 227 amino acids. Lineage: Eukaryota; Metazoa; Chordata; Actinopteri; Perciformes; Anarhichadidae. The record is from RefSeq and is a predicted model, not a curated record.
GCACAGCCUCAGACUCUCACAACCAAGAAGACACCGUUUAGAGUAGCUGCUGCUUCUUAACAGGAAAAAGACUGAAUCAGGACUUGUGGACAUUCUUGGGCUUUUUCUGUCUUGUCUGUCUGUAUUCUCUCACUCUUUUGGAGUUAAGAGAACUUUUGAUGGGAGAAAAGCUCCCAAGGGUGCCAGGUGGAGCCCGGCUCCACAGUGACAGUUUGAGCAGACCAGUGCAGACCCUCAGGGUUAAGAUGGUACUUCUGGGAAGCUCUGGUGUGGGAAAGUCCAGUCUGGCAAUGCGAUUUGACAAGGAUGAAUUUAGGAGUACAACACCUACUGUAGGCUGUGCCUACCUGACCCGGGUGGUGCAUCUGAGUGAUGUCACUCUUCACUUUGAGAUAUGGGACACGGCAGGGCAGGAAAAGUACCACAGCAUCACCCCACUGUACUACAGAGGGGCCCACGCUGCACUCUUGGUCUAUGAUGUCAGCCAGAGGGAAACGUUUGUCAGAGCUCAAGUGUGGCUCAAAGAGCUUGAGAAACAGUACAUCCCAGGAUCUACUGUCAUUUGGCUGGUAGGCAACAAGGUGGAUCGGGAGCAGGAUCGACAAGUCUCAGUGCAGGAAGGACAGAGUCUGGCCAAUGACAGGGGCUUAUUGUUUACAGAGACGUCAGCCCUGUCGGGGGAUCAGGUCUGCGAGCUGCUGCUAGCUGUAGCCCACAGAGUGCACGAGUGUAUUGGAGCGCAGCAGGGAGGUCUGUCAGAGUGGCAGGAAACGGCACAUGUGGAUCUGCAUCGUAGAGACACAUUCAAUCCUUUUGUAUCCUGCUGCAAAGUUGGACCCUAACCUCUGUGACUAUCAGUUGUGUUGCUGCUUGUCUUUGUUUCUCUGUCUUUAUCCUUUAAAAGUUACUCUAAGUCUAAGGCUAGGCCAGGGGUCGGCAACCUUUACUAUCCAAAGAGCCAUUUUGCCCUAUUUUCCACCAAAUAAAAUUCGU